Messenger RNA from Ooceraea biroi (clonal raider ant), 1868 nucleotides. RefSeq lists its product as uncharacterized. NCBI's taxonomy places the organism in Eukaryota, Metazoa, Arthropoda, Insecta, Hymenoptera, Formicidae. The record is from RefSeq and is a predicted model, not a curated record. Gene Ontology annotation, molecular function: DNA binding; 4-alpha-hydroxytetrahydrobiopterin dehydratase activity. Gene Ontology annotation, biological process: DNA-templated transcription; tetrahydrobiopterin biosynthetic process.
AUUUUCUAUUGCGCACCUCGUGUUCAUAACCUAUUUAUCACGCGCGCAAAGUGACGCUUUGAAUACAAGAAACAUAAUACCACUAUUAACAUAUUUAUUGAAAUACAGUGAAGCGAAUAAAUGUAUAAAAGAUGAAAAUGAAAGCGAUUAUCGAAGAGGUGAUUGUACAACCGGAUAAGAUUCAACCAAUUAUUGUGGACUUCCAAAUUGGCAAGCUCAAGGAUGACGAAGUCAAAAGCAUGUCAUGUGGCUUGUUCCGUGAUCAGACACGAGACAAGACUGUAUUGGCACUGUCGAAUGGACGUAUCGUCUACAAAGGUUACGAGCCAGAUCCUGAGAAGGAGUCUGUAAGAACAAUGUUAGUGUUACACAACAAAAAAACAGGCAAAGUAAGAUUGAUCGAAGCAGAACGAUGGCAAGUAACUCCGGUACUUGACAAGCCUGUUAUCGAAGACAGUAGACACAACGUGGACGAGAAGAUAGUAAUGUUGAACAAGCAGUUUGGAUCCAAGAAAGUCAAACGUAGGACAGAGCAAUUUGAAAAGAUGAAGGUUGAUGUUGACGCUGUUAAGGAUCAGCUUGAGAAGGCAGUACUGAAUGUUGAAAUCGAUAAGAUGGAUUUGUCAAACCAACUACCAGCCAAUGAAUCUGCCGAGGCUGCACUUUUACCACCGUGCAAUAGGGACGCAACUAAUGUUAAGGACGUGUACAACGUAUACGAUAUCAUUCCAAGAAGCAAACUUGAAACGUUAUAUGAACACGCAAUGGAGGUUCUUAAUGGAAAUGUGGAAGGGAAGAGUAAAUUUUUCAAACACACCUUGAGAAGCAUACAAUCGGAUCUAGACAACGCGAACAAAAUUGCUCUUCUGCUUUACAUCGAAAUGAUCAACGCAUGGUUUGUCAUGCCUCUAAGGGACGCGAAGAAACGUGACGUUGUGGUGUGCCAGGUUUCCGAGGAAGUAAACCAGUAUAUUAUUGACACAUACAGCGUAGCUAGUGCGAACGGACGGUCGAGACCGAAUACCAUGAAGGACAAGGGCCUUAUACAUUGUAUGAUCCUCGCGCUGACAGUAUCGAACUUCAUGUUGGACUUGGAUUCGUUUCGAGAAAUGUUGGGGAUACGAACCAGCUUGAAGAAACUGACGGAUCUCGCGAAGAUUAUUGGUGCGACAGCUUCUAAGGAAGACAAGAAGGUCAUGGUACUGAAAGUCCCGUUGCCAAAGCCCAGUAAGCUUACUGAGAAGGAGAGAGAGGAGAGCCUGACUCCGCUGAAGGCAACGGGAUGGAUCGUUCAGUCCAACAGAGACGCGAUUUACAAGGAGUUUGCAUUCAAUGAUUUCAAUGAGGCUUUUGGAUUUAUGACCAGAGUGGCUUUGCAAGCAGAGAAGAUGAAUCAUCAUCCCGAAUGGUUCAACGUUUACAAUAAAGUGAACAUUACUCUGUCGUCUCACGAUGUAAAUGGAUUGUCACGGAGGGAUGUGAAACUGGCGAGUUUCAUAGAUACGGCAGCAGCUGCUGCUGCUCAAAAAUAAGUCUCUCGAUGUCUACUGAUCUGUCAAGGCUCUGUGUACAUGCAUUAUACGAUGUAAAAGGAUCUUAUUGUUGAUUUGUAACAUAAAUAUUAAUCAUAUCUUUUUUUAAUUCAUAUAUAUAUAUAUACACAUACACAGAUAGAAAGAAAAUUAUAUAUUCUAAAUUACGAUACGUUAUAUAUUUUCAAUAUUAAUAUAUUUAAUGUUGACUCCAAGAUGAAAUAUAAAAGAUCUCAUAGGUAGCAUAAGAAGGCAAACACUUUUCAGUAAUGUACAAUUUAUUCCUGAAUAAUUUACAUAAACUAUCUUAACAAUUUCUUAAUACAUAGUGCAAAA